ACCGCGCCACCGGGGCGCUCAAAAGCGAGGGCGCAGACAGAACAGGGUGGGUGCAGGAGAGCUGAACGUACUGUGGGUGGGGGGCCAGGGAAAGCUCUUUACAGUGUUAGGCAGUGAAUGCAAUUCAAGUACCGUGCGAAGCGCAGCAUCGGAGCCCGGUGAAGGGAGAGGCAAGGAGCAGCAGAAACACGGAGCGCGUGCUCGUUCCCACGCUUCAGCCCCGCAGGGAGGAGACACGCAGAGGAGGAAAGAUUCCCCCAAACACAGUGAGAGCGUCGGAUGAGGAGAAGAGGAGAGCGGAGGGCAUCGGAUAGGCUACCAAAAGGAUGGCAGCUCCAGACUUAUUGGACCCCAAAUCCGCCACUCACAACACCAAGCCCCGCCUCUCCUUCUCCACAAAGCCAAUCACAAUGACUCCCCGGGAGGAGAUUGAGGUUGUUGCCACAGUGAUGAAAUGGAAGACAGUGUCAGCCAUCUUUCUGUUGGUGGUUCUGUACCUCGUGAUGGGGGCAGCCGUCUUCAGAUCCCUGGAGCAGCCUCAUGAGAGUGCCCAGCGCUUGGCCAUCCUGACCCAGAAGCUGGAGUUCUUGUCCAGGCAUCCCUGUGUCAACCAGAGCCAGCUGGAGGAGCUGGUGAAGCAAGUUGUGUCUGCAGUACGUUCGGGAGUUAACCCUGCAGGAACACUGACCAAUCACAGCAGCCUGUGGGACUUGAGCUCCGCCUUUUUUUUUGCUGGGACUGUCAUCACAACCAUUGGUUUCGGGAACAUUUCUCCCCACACUGAAGGCGGCCGGAUCUUCUGCAUCGUCUAUGCGUUACUGGGGAUCCCUCUGUUUGGCUUCCUCUUGGCUGGUGUGGGAGAUCAGCUUGGCACCAUAUUCGGCAAAGUCAUCACCAAAGUGGAGAAGAUGUUUGUGCACUGGAGCAUCAGUCAGACCAAGAUCCGCGUCAUCUCCACCCUGCUGUUUGUGUUGUUUGGAUGCUUGCUGUUUGUAGCUCUCCCAGCGGCCAUCUUUAAACACAUCGAGGGCUGGUCUGCGCUCGAGUCUCUUUACUUUGUAGUCAUCACCCUGACUACCAUAGGAUUUGGAGACUUUGUGGCAGGUGGUUCAGAAAUAGAGUACUUGGAUUACUACAAACCAGUCGUAUGGUUCUGGAUUCUGGUUGGCCUAGCUUACUUUGCUGCCAUUCUCAGCAUGAUAGGAGACUGGUUCAGAGUAAUCUCCAAGAGGACCAAAGAAGAGGUUGGAGAGAUCCGAGCUCACGCUGCAGAGUGGACAGCAAACGUCUCUGCUGAGUUCAAGGAAACACGUCGCCGUGUCAGUGUCGAGAUCUACGAUAAGUUCCAGCGUGCUGCUUCAAUUAAACGCAAACUGUCUUCAGAGCUGGGAUUCAGCCCAACUCCUGAGUUCACGCUGCCCAAGAGGACUGUAUCGGUCAAUUUCAAUGAUGAACGAGACAAGAACGAGAAGGAGGCCGUGCUGCAGGGCUUGACCACACCUUUGGCUAGAAAUGGAGGAUCUUUCAUGAACGGUUUGGACCCUGAGAGGGGAGAUUUUAUUGAACACGUCAAGUAGAAUUUACCACCCUUUUGAAGGUCUCUCUGUAGCCUUUCUAUUGUUGAUGACAUCACGGCACAUAGCUGUGAGCUGCUUGAAAUGAGGCAUUUUUUAUUCCUAACUCAAGUAAAAUGGGCCAGUAUGGACAUCUACGCCCAUCUACAUGGAUGACAGCUUUUUUAGAACUGUACGGUACAUUUUUGACAAUGGGGAACUUUUCCCUUCAUCACCCUCUGACUAUCAGUGGAACAAUUAGCGAGAAGAACACACAGGACAUGAGAUGAACUCCUUUAAAAUUGACAAUACUGGCUAUCUGGCUACCGAAUCUCAUGGAUGGUGAUUGCCAAGUAUUUACAGUUUACUCAAGCAAAAAAAGAGAAACAUUUAUAUUUCCAGAAUUCUAGUAAGUGGUGACCUUUUCUCAAAAAGUUAGAAAAAACAUCAUGAGGGCUGUUUUGUCUGAAGCACUCCAAUAGCUGACCUUGUAAACAAUGAAACAGUUUUACUUCACAGCUUUACUACUUGGGAUUUCUUUUUAAUUCUCUCUCCAUUGGGCGGCUUACAGUUUGGAGAUUGAGAUGGAGGGAGAGAGAGAGAGAGAGAGAGAGAGAGAUGAAGCCAUGGACAGUGCGGUUACUGUAUAUGGUGGGCUAUAUACAGUAAAUAUAUAGAUCAGUCAAGUGUCUUUAUUAAUCUGCCAUAUUUUUCAGGAGGACCUUGCUAUUGACAAUCUCAGAUGGCUGUUUACUGAAACAAUGCUGCUGUUAAAGAGAAGUACGGUUGAAAGUAUUGAUAUCAGAAUUGUAAAGUCACAGAGCAUUAUUAUUAUUAUGACCUGCAAUGACUGCAGAUUGAGGAGAUGCAGAUUUUGUGCCAAAUGACUGCAGAAUGUAAAGAUGAUAAGAUUGUGAGAGAGUGGGAAAAUGUUUGACAGAUGAUGAGACAGAGCGGUAUGUUUUAUUAAGCUACAAAAUGUUAUUACCGUGAUGUCAGUCAAAGUUACCAACAGCUGCUUCUCUGUUUGGAUGAUUUCAAAGUGCUCAUUUAAUUCAAGAGUUAAGGUAAAAUUGAUUACAGGGUAGGACACUGAGGAUGUUAUUUACUGUGGUUAUUACUGAAUUGUAACCAUAUCUGUUUUAAUACUGAAAAGCAACAGUGUUAAACAAGUAUGCCUCUAUGUAUCAACAUUUCUUUUCAAUUCAAACUUUGUAAAAGCUGUAGAAAAAUAAUGGACAGGGUUACAAGUGGUCUCAGUUUGGUUUUGAAUGACUGUCAUACCAUUGCUGUGCCUUAAACACUUUUACCUUGCAAAAUCAAGGGCAAGCAGAACAUCAGUGACAUUACAUUUGCUUCAUUGCUUCAACCAAUGAAAUUAGGGGGAUUUGAUGGCUAUUCUUUUGCUUUAUAUGCAGUCCAAAAAACUGCAUCAGUUCUCCACACAUACGGUACAAUGUUGGCCUUGGCCUAAUACUUUAUGUUGCCACUUGAAUAGUAAGAUGUGUAUGGUUAUGUGGAUGAACUGAUUUAUCAAGAUGUUCAAAUGUUCUGGGAAACUGUGGCAGAGGGAGAAGUGAAUGAUGCAGUUCCCUUUCGAACCUAUUAUUGAAAUCAUUUGAGACAUUUUGUGUUGUUUAAAUUUGCUCUCAGUUGACUGACCCAAAGCUGCUUUACUUCUACACACCCGAGUUAUGCUACCAAACAUGCAAAAACCUUUCUUGCAAACAAAUCUUAAGUUACUGAAAAAUAAGAGUGCAACAAGAAAGCUGUAACAAAUCAAACUACUUGUGUUUACAUUGUUGAGACAAAAUUAUUCAUCAGGAGCAUUCACAGAUUUGCACAUUGACGGGACAUGAAAGUUUCAUUGUUAUGGUAAAAAAUAUCAUUUAAGUUUGAAUGCCCAGCUUACACAAACACACCCACACAUUAAGGGUUUAUUCCAUGUGUGUACACCUGCCAUUUAAAAUGCACUUUGAUUUAACAGCCUUCGAACAUGACAACAUGCUGUAGCUUCCACAGAUAACUAGUCCAUCCCAUCAGAAAGCUGCAAUAAUUUUGUUAUGUGGCAUCGAGGACAACUACACGGUUAAACACACAUUUUUCUCUACAAUGAUCCACACAUGACAAUAAAAAACUGAGAUUCUUACCCACACACCCAAGGAGAACCAAAACGAUUUAUAUUAUCUGAAGACUGAAAAAUGUGGACAACUAAUCAUAUGUUUAUACUGUGAGAGUUUUGUAUGAAUCUGAUGAAUGUGAAAGUUUCUGUAGAACUCCAGUAGUGUAAUCAUUCUCCGGUCUUACUCAGCUUGUAUUUGUGAAAAAUAGGUUGAGGAUUCUAUCGGAUGUGAAAACAUGAAUCUCAGUUGACAUGAUGGUUAGACUGAUAGGAAGAUGAAGUUUAGGUGUUGAGUUGUUUACUAAAGCAGACUGUAUGUUUCAGUACUAACACUGAAUGGAAACAGUAGAGUUGUAACACUGUGUAGCUGCUGGUUAGUUUGCCUUUGCCUUCUCUAUAUACUAAUCAGUUUGUUUGCAAUCAUACAAAAUUGUAACACAAUCCAAAUGAAGAAACUAACUUUUCACUCUGCUAGAUACGUUACUUCUUUUUAUGAAGAGGAUUAUGAAAGUGUAUUUUUCUAAACUGUAUGUUUGUACCUGUCGACUGUUUCUACACUGAUGUGAGUGUGGGAGAACACAUUGUAAUAAUAAUGUCUGUAGAGCUUAUCUAAACAAAACUCAACAAAGAUUUUUGUACACUAUAUGACUUGAAAAUAAACCAGAUUUGAAUUCUUAA
Molecule: messenger RNA, 4353 nt
Organism: Notolabrus celidotus (New Zealand spotty)
Lineage: Eukaryota; Metazoa; Chordata; Actinopteri; Labriformes; Labridae
Product: potassium channel subfamily K member 2-like
Exons: 9
Coding region: 327-1577 (416 amino acids)
Biological process (GO): potassium ion transmembrane transport; stabilization of membrane potential
Cellular component (GO): membrane
Molecular function (GO): potassium ion leak channel activity; outward rectifier potassium channel activity
Source: RefSeq, a predicted model, not a curated record